Messenger RNA from Ananas comosus (pineapple), 856 nucleotides. Its product is annotated as transcription factor MYB82-like. The record is from RefSeq and is a predicted model, not a curated record. The transcript is spliced from 3 exons. Bases 81 to 728 code for a protein of 215 amino acids. NCBI's taxonomy places the organism in Eukaryota, Viridiplantae, Streptophyta, Magnoliopsida, Poales, Bromeliaceae.
AGGAAAGGUGUGCGGGAGAGGCUACAAAAACUCGGCAAUAAUUCCCAAAAAAAGAAAGAAACAAACUAAGAAAAAUUACGAUGAGACCAAGAACCCACCCUUGCUCUCAAGUUUUGAGCCGAGGAAAAUGGACGGAGGAGGAGGAUCGUAUUCUAGCGUCCUACGUCGAAGCCCACGGUGUGGAGAACUGGGCAAAACUUCCCAUGAAAGCUGGGCUUAAUCGCAGUGGGAAGAGUUGCAGGCUCCGUUGGUUGAACUAUCUCAGGCCCAACAUUAAGCGCGGGAACAUCACCCAAGAUGAGGAGGAUCUCAUUAUCAGACUCCACAAGCUUCUGGGAAACAGGUGGUCUUUGAUAGCGGGGAGGAUACCGGGACGCACAGACAACGAGAUCAAGAACUACUGGAACACAUUCCUUAAGAAAAAAGUGCACCGAGCCAACUCAAACCUGAUCGACAAGCCCGUCUCGACCGUGUCAAGCCCAUCUCAAGGGACAAUAAAGAAGACGAAAACGGUUCACAUUGAUCCAAAAGCUAAUGCACAAGUACAACUGUGGGGAACUUCGACUGAAGGAGAGUGCAGUGGCAGUAUUGACUGGUUGUUGCAACAAUGGUGUAAUCCCCCGAUCAUUCCAAAUGAAGAGAGGUUGGAUGAGUGGAUAGUUGGAGAAGAAGGCAAAUUAUUCUUUACAUGGGAAGACCUUUUGGUUGAUGAGAAUGCUAAUUCUUGAAUUAGCUGAAUUAAUGCACAAUUGACUACAAUUAAUUAAUGUAUUAAGUAUAUGUGAAUAACUCAACCCUUCUGUUAUGAAGGUUCAGUAUUUAUUUUCUGCAAAUUCUCAAAUAAUUGGUAUGAGAG